Clupea harengus (Atlantic herring) is the source of this 7694-nucleotide messenger RNA. It is a transcript of the gene psd3l, whose product is annotated as pleckstrin and Sec7 domain containing 3, like. Bases 282 to 4493 code for a protein of 1403 amino acids. NCBI's taxonomy places the organism in Eukaryota, Metazoa, Chordata, Actinopteri, Clupeiformes, Clupeidae. The record is from RefSeq and is a predicted model, not a curated record. Gene Ontology annotation, biological process: regulation of ARF protein signal transduction. Gene Ontology annotation, molecular function: guanyl-nucleotide exchange factor activity. The transcript has 18 exons.
CUUCUUCGAGCCAAAGCUGUAACGUUUGUUGAUCGCUCCGUAGCGCAUGUUUCUUGCGCAUCGAAGAGCUCAAGUUAAAGUCAAGGGACCUGCUUCUGGUUCUACGGGCAAAUGGUAACAUGAAUACCCAUGAAUAUGGUCAUUGCUGAAUGAAUGCUGGAAAAUGUAGAGGGGGGAUCAUGGGUUCGCCCUGGGAACCUGCUCUCUGUGAGGCUUCGGCUGGGCUUCGUCGGCAAUGCCCCUCCUGUAGCGCUUGGUGAGAUUGCCCUCCCCUAGAGGAAAUGGGAGAUCAUCAUCAGGUCAAAACUUCCUUCCUCUUCAUCCAACUGCAGUCGCCCUCCAAGGCCCGCCAGCAGCCGUGUCCUGCUCGCAGAGCCUGCCUGGCCGCUUCAGAGGAAGGAUACCACAGCGUUGCAGCCGAAGGUCCAGGGCCAAGCCCACCGCAGCAGAGCUCGGAGCGUAGAGGUGUGGAUGCUUCGAGAGCAGAGCCCUGUGCCAUCAGCAACCAGGAACACCUUGAGGAGGGAACCUGCAGGCCUUUGGCUCGCUCCACUGAGAGCUCUGCAAGAGGUGCCAGCGACCAGACGAGUCUGCACACAGAUGAGGAGCGCGUGAGUUUGACGGAGGAGGAGGAGAACCCCACUCUCCCGUCCGACGACCCAAGGUGCCCCCCCGUGGCCCCUGUGUGGAUCUUACGUGAAGAAAGCCCAGUUACCAUAGUUACCAUGAGUGAGGAGAGCCCAUUACCACCUACGGGUAGCACAUCCCCCAAAGUGCCCCCCAAACCUCCAACAACUGCCCGAACCAGCUUCCUUUACCCAGAAGGGACAAACGAGUCUCUGAAAAUAACUCCAGAAGGAAAGCUGGCAGAGGACACCAAGCCUAAGAGCGUUUACCAGACCCCUGUCCAACCCACCAUGGGCACCAGUGUGUGUCGGUCUUCCAGUAACAGCUGGGUGCACAGCGCUAAGCAGAAGGAGGAGGCUGGUCGCCAGGGCAAGGCGCAGCAGGCAGCAGGACUACCCAGGAGCCCGGAGAAAGCUACCUUUUUGUCUGCCGUCAUACAGAGGUCCUCAAAGCUGUCUGGUGAUAUAUACAGGAAAUCCGAGAGCAAGCAGGACACCUCCAAACCAGCACCGGCUACAGAGCCCUGUGUGAAGACAUCACCUCCCCCUGCGGUGCGUGAGACAGCUGCAGCUGGGGCUCCUACCAAGCCUGCAGUCACUCCAGUGGAGCAGUCCUCUGCUAUGAGCACCUCAAUGGACUACCGAUCCCCCAAGCCUGGCGUUCCCCCCAAGGCUGGAACAUUUGUUUGGGUCAACAACUCCUCGCAUGCUCAAAGUGUCGCCAAGGCCAAAUACGAGUUUCUCUUCGGGAAGCCGGAGGAGUCAAGCUCUGCCACCAGCGUGUCAUCGACUGGAACUGAAACUCUGCCGGAUAAGGAGAGCAGUGAGAGUUUGGACGCAGAGCUUUGCCUGCAGGAUGACAGCGAGCUGGACGAGACCUCGCUCUUCCAGGAGAUCGACCGCGAGCUGGCCAGCCUGCUGAGCGGCCUCAAGGCCAGGUGUCGGGAUGCAGGCCUGGACCCACAGGACGACCUGGACGACCUGGACGACAUCUCACCGCAGGCCAGCAUCGGCGGCCCCCCUUCCUCUUCCUCUUCCUCGGCCAUGAUCCCCUGCAACGGCGCCAGCGACGGACGGACGGCCUCCGUGGCCACCCCCCCCGCCGCCGCCACCCAGAACGGCUGCUCUGAGGCCGGCCUGGUGGCAGACGAGAACGGCGGCGAGCCCGGGCGCUCGCUCCUGCAGCCGUCGGACAGCUUCAUCCUGGACACGUGGGCGGACGCGCUGGGGCAGGACUCGCUCUCGCUCGGCUCCGUCACGGAGGAACUGCAGGCGCUGAGCGCCGGGCUGCUGGCGCUCGACGGCAGGAAUGCCAGCGUCGCCGGCCAAGACAAACCGCAACCAGCCGGCACAUCUGGAGACGAGUCUUCUGCGGUGGCCGAGGGGGGACGUCCCUCCCGUACCGAGACCCAGAACCAGGCAGAGGCUGGUAUGGAGGCCCUCGGCGGAGACGGCGGGGGGCUGCUGGAGGAGUCCAGCAAGAUCCUGGCCGAGUUCCCGGUGAUCUUCACCGCCUUUCUGGACGGGGGCCAAUCGCGGGACAAGCCCCCGAAGAAGCUGCGCUUUGUGGAGAGCAGAGAGGACGGCGCGCAGGGCUCCGGCAGCGGAGCUGUGAACGGGACCGGGGGAGCAGAGGGGACGCACCGAGAGGUGCAGCCGCAGAACCCCCGCGACACCAGCCCGUCCCUGGGGGCCUCGGGGGCCAUGGAGAGGCCCCUGGUGGAGGCGCUGGAGGACGAGGUGUUCAGGGCCGUCCCCGAGGUGUGUGUGCUGAGCCCGGAGAGUGAAGCAGCGUCUGAACACAGCUCAAGGAGCGCUGAGGAGGCCAAGUCCUCGGAGGCCGAGGCCAAGAGGUCGCAGACGAGCGAAGAGGCCACCGACGUGUUCAGCUCGCAGUUCGAGAGCAUCGUGGAGUCGGACCGCCUGCGCAGCACGUUCUACAGCAGCUUGGACUCGCUGGACGCCCUCUCCUCGGCCGACGACGAGCCCGAGCCCGAGCCCGAGCCCUCCUUCACCUUUGACCUGCCGCUGACCCCCAUGAUCCAGCAGCGGCUCAAGGAGAGCUCAAGCCACUUCCUGGACGGCGCGGCCGAGUUCGGGCGCCAGGAGGUGCUCAGCGUCACGGCGACCGGCAGAAGCGGCAGGGGCGCCCUGGAGAUGACCACGUCCUUUGUGGACGUGAUGGACAGCAGGGACCCGGGCUCCAUUUCCGUUUCCACGGAGACGGAGACCACGUCAAGCAGACAUUCCAGUGACGGACACUCCAGCGGACACUCUGCCGGGCCGGUGUCAAACGGAGUGGGGGACAGUGCGGGCCAAGACUCUAAAGACUGGCUGCAGGGCUGCCUGAGGAGCGAUGCGGACCUGAAGGAGGCGCUGUCAGGCUGGGACUCGGACAUGGGCAGCACGGAGAGGCUGAAGGACAGCAGCGACGCGCUCCACAACAGCAGCGGCGGCAGCAGCAGUAACCGCGGCGACCAGGAGGCCGCCCGGCGCCUGGCACGGAGGCUCUACCACCUGGAGGGGUUCCGCCGCUCGGAUGUGGCCAAACACCUGGGCAAGAAUAACGACUUCAGCAAGAUGGUGGCCGAAGAGUACCUCACUUUCUUUGAAUUUACAGGGAUGACAUUGGACCAAUCUCUCAGAACCUUUCUGAAAGCGUUUGCACUAAUGGGUGAGACCCAGGAGAGAGAGCGGGUUCUGAUCCACUACUCCAAUAGGUACUACCAUUGCAACCCCUCCAUCAUCGCCUCACAAGAUGGAGUGCAUUGCCUUACCUGUGCUUUGAUGCUGCUCAACACCGACCUUCAUGGCCAUAAUAUCGGGAAGAAGAUGACAUGUCAGGAAUUCAUCAAUAACUUGGAAGGCCUCAACGAAGGGCAAGAUUUCCCGAAAGACGUCUUGAAGGCAUUGUACAACUCGAUCAAAAAUGAGAAGCUGGAGUGGGCCAUCGAUGGCGACGAGUUGAAGAAGUCCUUGUCGGAGCUCGCUGACAACAAGACAGACAGUGCCCACUCCAAGGGCAUCAGCAAAAUUGGCAGUGGCAGCAACCCGUUCCUGGACAUUGCACACGAUCCCAAUGCCGCGGUCUACAAAACAGGCUUCUUGGCCCGCAAAAUCCAUGCCGACAUGGACGGAAAGAAAACUCCUAGGGGGAAACGUGGUUGGAAAACGUUUUAUGCUGUUCUCAAAGGAAUGAUCCUGUAUCUGCAGAAGGAUGAGUACAAGCCUGAGAAGGCCUUGUCUGAGGACGACCUGAAGAACGCCAUCAGCGUGCACCACGCCCUGGCCAUCAGGGCCGAGGACUACGAGAAGAAGCCCAACGUGCUGAAGCUCAAGACCGCCGACUGGAGGGUCUUCCUCUUUCAGGCACAGAGCCCCGAGGAGAUGGAGUCCUGGAUCAAAACAAUCAACUCGGUGGCAGCCAUGUUCUCCGCACCCUCCUUCCCAGCAGCCAUCGGCUCUCAGAAAAAGUUCAGCCGUCCGCUGCUCCCUGCAACCACCACCAGGAUGUCUCAGGAGGAGCAGUUCAAAUCCCAUGAGGCAAAGCUGAAGCACAUCUCCACAGAGCUGGCUGAGCACAGAUCCUAUCCACCAGACAAGAAGGUCAAAGCCAAGGAGAUAGAUGAAUACCGAUUGAAAGAGCACUACCUGGAGUUUGAGGAGAUACGUUACGAGAUGUACGUGAAGCUCCUGAAGGACGGCGUGAAGGAUCUCCUGGCCGGGAAGGAAGCGGAGGCCGCCCUCAAGAAGUCCCAGUCCAGCCCCUCGCUCAACCAGGAGCCCCAGCCGGCGGCGGGCGCCAAGGUCAAACGCAACACCUCCGAGAGGAAGGACUACCGGCCCGAGACCCCCAAAGUCACAUAGGAAGCCCCCCGCCGUGCUGUCCGAUUGAGAGCCAUUGGUAGCACUUUCCUGUGAAGGGCUACAUGUGAGGCCUGAUCUUAACACCUUUACGAGCCAAUGCACGACCACCCUAAGGGCCCGCGGAAGGCGUGUGACUGGCGGUUGAUAAAUGUCACUAGCUUCUCGCUAGUGUGACACAGCGUUGUGGGAUGGCCUUUUGAGUUUGUCGUUGCUGUACACACACACACACACACACACACACACACACACACACACACACACACACACACACACACACACACACGUACGUAUUUGCAGUUGCUCAGGUGCUCUUAGGGCCCUGGUGUAUUGAUUCCGAAGGUGUUGUUUUGCUUUUAACGUGAAUCCCUUAAGGAAGGUGUUACCGAGCCAUUCUACACAACGUGUGAAUAUAUUUUAUGUAAUUUAUUUAUGAUCCCACAGUUGUGUACAAUGUAAAUGACUGAUAAUCGUCUUUUAGAUUGAAUGGUGCUUGUGUAGCGGUUUAUAUGGGGGCAUAACGUACAUACAGUAAAUGUAGUCUCUUUUUUUUAUUUGAGUGUUGUACAUGUUGCUGUUGUCAUUAUUGUAAUGUAAGUGUAAGAUUUAGUUGUGAGGCAUUCAACUGUCACUUUAUUUGUUAUCGCUGUGUUCCGUCCUUACCGAUGCUCUCCCGAAAUCUGCCUUUGUUCAAGAGAAGAUAUUUUCUUGUAUUUUAAGUGGGCUUGAUCCACCCUUAUAUCUUUGUAGGUAUUAGAUAUAGUCUUACUCCUAAGGUUAACGGUUCUUUUGAAAUGUAGAUUAAGUGAAUGUUAUAAACAUUUUAAACACACAUAUACGGUAAUGAGAACAUUGGUACAUUAUGACCUCCAGCAUGACCCAGAUUUUAUCCCAACUGCUGGUUAGCGUUAUUCUUCAUUCCGCCCGUUGAAACCGUGGAAACGAAAUGGCUUGGAGUAUUUUAAAUUCUGUGAGAAGCCGAUAGACACAAAAUGUCUGAAGCACAUUAGACGGACCGAAGAGGCACAUGGAAGAGAUCCUCACUGGAACUCCUCCUGUGGGGGGCGCUGUCCUCUUGUUGCAUAAUAGGGACCAUGGAGAGACCUACGUCAAGACUUUCUAAUUCUGUUAGUUAUCUUUUAUGUGCCUACACAGAGAGAUUAUCUGAUGCCAUUCUAGAAGAGUUUCAGUUCAAUUUCAUGAAAUUUAAAACAAAUGAUGAAUUAUAUAUCACAUCUGUAAAUCACAUUUUUGUCAUCAGGUCUGACAACUUCUACCAACAGAACAACCACACACUGCUCCUCUCUCCCUGUUGCGGUUUCUGGAGGGUUUUGUCCUCUUUCAAAAGACGUUUAUUUUUACAUUACCAGAAUGCAGCAGGUUGUAAAUAAUCAAAAGUGAUUUUUAAUGUUCCUAUGAACGGAACUGUUCGGAAACGAAAGCCUUCAGAAUAGACCAAUUAGAAAGCAUAGAUACACUAUUAGUUCAGUUUUAGAGGUGUGUUACAGUGGUUUUAAGGCUAUUCAAGAUCUCUUUUUUUAUUUUAAGGAACUUUUAGGGGUACUUAAGGAUAAUCAUUUUAAACUUAGUUCUGUCCACAGAACGCUGGCCAUGCAAACUGCAAAGGCACUGUUGUGUUGACAUCAACAUCAAGGGUUGCUGCAGGCUGGCUGUUUAUUUUUUUAUCUGUUGAGCUAAAGGAAUAUACUUCUGCUUUUUUGAGUAGUGUAAAUGCCAAUGCUACUUUUUGUGUAUUUUAUAAUCUUCUUAUAUUUGGAUUUUUAAUUCUGAGUUGAGAAUUGUAUUGUUGUAAAGAUGAAAAUUAGUAUUUAUAGUGCACUUUAUGAAUUAGUUCUUAUGACUAUUUUAGAGCUUUAUAAGGGGUAGAGUGAUGCAUUUUUUUAAACGACCACACUUUUUUUUCCUUUUUCUUUCUUUGGUGUCAGGCCGCUCCCAGGCCUACUCUGUUGAAGGUACUGAGCUGAGCGUACGAUUCUGUCAGCUCGACACGUUCGUUUGUCAGUGGUUGUGUAGUUUUGCUGUCGUAGUUAGAUUGUGUAAUGACUACGUUUCCAUUAAGGAAACUAUUUACAGUGCUGUACAACAUUGACAUUCUCUUUGUCUCUUUUUGUGAUGUCGGUAUACAACUGAAGUGUCAUUGAAAAUGUCUUCAGACAGAGCUGACAUGGAAACACUAUUUUUAUUUUCCCAUCACAAACUCACUUUCAGGCAUAUUUUCCUCACCAAAUAUGUUUUUUAUUUGAAGGUUCAGAUGAGUAGAGGUGUAUGAUAUCUAACCAAGAAGGAAUUGUAGGUUUCUGACGUGCGCUUGAGAAUGUUCUGCUUUAUUCUGAGUUAUUGGGCUUGUCGUCAGAACCCUCUAGUCUAUACACGCGCGAUUGUUUACUUCAACAGGGCAUGUGUUGUAGAAAUGACUCAAUAGUUAUUUUUUUCUUUUCACUCUGUUAAACUGAUAUAACAAGGCGAAUGAACCAAGAUAGUUUCUGAAUGGAGCAUCCAUAUCCCGGUGGCUUCGGAGUCACUAUCAGGAAUCUAUGUAACCUCUCCGAUAUGCAUAUCCUAUGCUUGCACAGCAUGGCUGACUCCUGACCCGCCUGCCCUGUCAUAGUGUCCAAGGCCAGUGUUUGUCUUCAGCAUUGAAGCACUUCGCUUAGUAUGUUUUGCUUGUGUGUGGCUUUGCCUGGGAGUCCUAACAGAAACCGACUUCACAAAACAAGACCCCAACUAUGGAAGAGGCCUGUCGAGUUUGGCUUGUGUUCUUUUUUCUCCCCCUUUUAUUUUGUAUUUACUUUAAAACAUCUUGGUUUUUGUGUUUGUUUGACCAUUCAGAAACAUCUGACCAAAUUGUGCUUCUUGAUGCUAGGAGAUAUUGUACUAUUUGUGUGCGCGUGUGUGUGUGUGUGUGUGGGUGUGUGUGUGUGUGUGUAGUUUACCCUAUAUAGGACGCUCGCUAUCCCUGAACAGUAAGAGUAUGCCGAAAUGAAAGUCCCAGUGUGAAAUUCCAUGACCAGUUGUAGAUCAGCUGGGUGAUACAUUUGCACAUUCUAGGAUGUUUUCAUCCGAAGGAUCCGUACGAUGAUUUCACAGUUUGUUUUGGAUCGACACAAAACCAGCAGCUUGUGUGUUCCUGUAUUUUAUUCAUAGAUGUCUGAGUUCAAUUUCAUGGCAGAGACCCCCUUUUGG